This is a messenger RNA of Bacidia gigantensis, 2577 nucleotides long. RefSeq lists its product as uncharacterized. NCBI's taxonomy places the organism in Eukaryota, Fungi, Ascomycota, Lecanoromycetes, Lecanorales, Ramalinaceae. Gene Ontology annotation, molecular function: DNA replication origin binding; protein binding; single-stranded DNA binding. Gene Ontology annotation, cellular component: DNA replication preinitiation complex. Gene Ontology annotation, biological process: double-strand break repair via break-induced replication; DNA replication initiation; mitotic DNA replication preinitiation complex assembly. The coding region runs from base 1 to 2577 and encodes 858 amino acids. The record is from RefSeq and is a predicted model, not a curated record. The transcript has a single exon.
AUGUACCUGCCACGCGAAAAUAUAGACCUCCUCUACGAUCAAUUCUGGGUGCGCUAUAAUACGCAGUCCGACCCCGUCCUCGUGCUUGUCGCUCUCGAGCCAGACGCCCUAUGUGCAUGUCAUAUUCUGAUAGCUCUCUUCCGAAAUGACAACAUUCUCUACAAAAUACGGCCGAUUUCUGGCUAUGAUGAGCUCAAACGUGUUGGAGAGACCAUGGUCUGGCCAAUGAAAAAACAUAAUGGAGGGGAAGGUGGUCUAGUAGUGUGCUUGGGCGUUGGCGGAAUGGUAGAUAUGUCGACUGUCCUCGGCCUGGACGAGAUAAUUGAGGGUACAGAUCCCGCAGACGGCGUCGAAGUCUGGCUUAUGGAUGCACGGCGACCAUGGAAUCUGGGGAACGUGUUUGGUGGCGAUCCGAACGAUAUGCUCGAGUCUGGCAUUCCAGACGAUACAGAAAUAUCGAGCGAGCCGCAGAAAGAUAAGGGCAGGAUUCUACCAGGAUACAAGGCUGGACAAGGGGGUAUCAUUGUAUACGACGAUGGGGACGUCGAGCAGCAAAUGAUAGCAGAAAGGGAUGCCUACUGGGCAAUAGUAGAAAUGCCCCAUUUUGAGGAAGAUGGAUAUCUCUCAGGGGACUCUGAUUUGGAAGAAGAUGAGAAUGUUCUAGAUUCAGUAGAGAUUGACCUGCCUAACGAGAGGAAACGAAAGGCUUCGAUGAAUGGUACAGACGAUGCAAGCGAUGUGGGAGACCAGAGAGCGCGUCAAAGGCGGCGGACCAACUCGGACGGCUCACAGUCACUCUAUGCAGGCGACCCACCAAAUGGCAUCGAAGAACCUACGGGCUCCCAAUACUCCUCAAGGGCAAAUUCACCAUCAGUCCAGGUACCUUCUUCCGCACCUCAGACACUUCUACCUCAACGCGCUUUGAUAAGACGUCUCACCAGAGAACGACGGAAAUAUCAUAGAGUAAUCAGCAAAUACUAUGGAACAGGCUCUUCGUACUCCGAACCAAUCUCCUCCAUGAUGUAUUCUUUGGCAGAGGCGAAGGGCCGUGAGAAUAAAGACAUGCUUUGGCAGGCUAUUGUAGGUGUUAGCUCAUUGGAGCUGCAUGGACGAAGCAUGGCGGGCGUCGGCAUAUCAACAUCACUUGAUGCUGGAGGGUCUGCGGGAUGGGGCGGUGAGCGCGGAGAGAGGAUUCGAAGUCUACUACGAGAUGAAGUGAACCGAUUAUGUCCCCCCGACCUUUCUGACCAGAAUAAGGAUCAACUACGGGGCGAAGCUUCGGGGGUCAUACCAACUACAGCAAAAUCACCCCUGGAUGAUUCCAUACGGCUUUCUCCUGAGCCCCGCUUCCUACUUAUUCGGCACUGGUCUCUGUAUGAGAGCAUGUUGCACUCACCCUAUCUUGGUGCUAAGCUACAUAUUUGGAAUGAUCAAGGUAGAAAACGGCUGCACAAGCUGCUAGCUAAGAUGGGCGUCAGCCUGAGCCAAUGUAAGCAAAGCUAUACCCAUAUGGACAUGGAUCUCAAGCGUGGCCUGCGGCAGCGACUCCUGACUUACGCCCCUGUCUAUGGUCUGGAUGGUCUAGUCCCUCCAAAGGACAGAGAGAAGAAGGGCUGGGGUUUCGUCAAAUGCUGGGGUUGGAAAGGCUGUUUUAGUGCGAUUGACGUUGGUGUCAUUGUGGGCGCCAUACUUGAGAUCGGCAAGCAUAGCCUCGAAAGUUCCAACAGCACAAAUGGAUCGGAUCACCGAAAUAAUCUAAGGAAUCGAGCGGAUCGAGCGGAGAUAAGCGAUCAAUCAGGGGCGCUGGAGUCAGAAGAAUGGGUAAGCAGAUUUUGGCAAGCCUACGAUGCUCUAGAAGAUGUCGAUGCCCUCAAGCAUGCAUUGCCUUCCGCUCAGCAUUUGCAUCGCGCCAUACUUCGAACAGGAACUUCGGUUAUAGAAAAGCGCCAGAUCAGACAUCUUAAAGCUUUUCGAAUGGCGGUGGUCAAGGAGGGUCCAGACGUCGCACUAUUUACCCAUCCAGGAGCUUUGACGAAGCUGGCGCUGUGGGUUGCCGAAGCUAUUGCUGAACAAGAGAAAGAUCACCGGGGCCAGGCAGGAAAUCAUGGUAGACCCACACCCUUGGUAAUGGCGACUUUGAAUGAGGCGAGAGGAGUCUAUGUUGUUGUCGGCACGAACAGUGGAGGAGGUGUCGUCGAUUUCGUCGCGAGGGCGAAAAGACGAGUCAAGCUACAGGAAAAGACGAGGAGGAGACUAAUACGGAAAGAAGAGAGGGAUCGCCAACGACGUGAAAGGAAAGCUGAGAGGCAGAGGGCCAGUGAUGCUGGAUCAGAUGAAGAAGAGGAGAGCGAAGAGGAAGAUGACGAAGACGAUGAAAUUGACGACGAAAGCGAUGAUGACGAUCUAGAAUUUGCAGAGUUCGGCGUGAAUCGAUUCGGUCUCGCUUUUCAAGAAGUUGUUGACGAGACCAGCACCAGGGUGCGAAUCGAUAGCUUUGAGAACAGCGUAGUCGAGGUGAAAAAGGAGGAUCUCAGUGGAUUCUUGGAGCGCUUGAGCAUGAAAGUCGUGGUAGGAUGA